Striga asiatica is the source of this 543-nucleotide messenger RNA. The record is from the annotation of a GenBank genome assembly. NCBI's taxonomy places the organism in Eukaryota, Viridiplantae, Streptophyta, Magnoliopsida, Lamiales, Orobanchaceae.
ACUUUGUUUGCAAUAGAGCAAAUCAUAGAGAACGAGAUGAGAACGCAGCAAAACAACAGCCUCUUUGCGAACGAGCACGGUCGUCUUUUGAUUCUCUCGCUUGGGACGGGCUCGCCUAAGCGUAAGGAGAAAUACUAUGAGGCGAAGAAAGCAAGAAAGUGGGGCCCACUCGGGUGGUUGUUCAGCUGCGGCUCAACUCCUCUACUCGACGUGCUUUCUCUGGACUUGACAGAUUAUCACAAUCCUGUUGUGCUUCAGGCACUACAUUCUCAAGAAAAUUACCUCAGAGUUCAUGACGACACGUUGACUGGAGUAGCGUCUUCGUUAGACGUGGCGAGUGAGAAGAAUUUGAGUCGACUCGUGAAAGUCGGGGAAAGUUUGCUGAAAAAACCGGUCUCGAGAGUCGAUUUGGAGACUGGAGUACUUGUGCCCUCUGGCCAGGGAACAAAUGAGGAGGCAUUGAUUAGGUUAGCAGGCAUACUUUCGAAGGAGAAACGGAUUCGAGAUGCGAAAUCGAGGGAUGUUCGUCAUGAAGGCGGAUGA